AUGGAUGUUGCUGUUGUCCCUCUUUUGAAGCGAAGACAAAUCUGUGAAAACGUUAAAGUACGCACAAUAAUAAACGAAGAAAAGUUUCAUGAUGAACUUGAUAAAACAAUGGAUAAUCGGAAAAAUGAUCAUACAAUUAGUGGCCGUAAACGUCCAACACCAGAAAUAUCAAUGAAUAUCACGGAGUCCAAACGAAAAAAAGAUAAUGUUGAAGACAAUGGUAUUUUGGUUGAAUCACAUGUUCUGGAUCAAAUCCGUCACCGCACAUUCUCCCAUUGGACUACGAUACAGCCAAGUAAAUCGCAAAUGAUCGAAGCUGGCUUCUUCUACUCUAAUGUUCAUGAUAGGGUUUUAUGCACUUAUUGCAAUUUAAUUUGCCAGCAAUGGACAGCAGAAGAUGAACCAGUCUUUGUCCAUAAAACAAUUUCACCAAAUUGUUAUUACGUUAAAUCCUAUUUGAACCUAAAUCCUUGCUCAGUUGUCACUGAUCAAACGUUACCAACACUUGGUAAUCAAGUAUGUGCUUUAAAUUUCGGCCGUAAUCAACAAUAUAGUGAUAUAUCGAAACGUCAAUCAACAUUUUCAGCAUGGCCAACAGAUCAAAAACUACCUUCUGUUCAUAAUUUAGUUCGUGCUGGUUUCUUUUAUACAGGUAUAAAAACGAUUGUGACAUGUUUCUAUUGCAAUGGUUCUCUCCACAACUGGGGACCAAAUGAUCAGCCACAUAUUGAACAUGCGAGAUGGUUUCCACAUUGUGUCUAUAUUAAACAAUUAUGCGGGAAUAGAUUGUACCAGCGAAUUCAGCAAUUAAAACACGGUGAGUCAGCAUAUUCCAUUGAGUGA
Molecule: messenger RNA, 843 nt
Organism: Didymodactylos carnosus
Lineage: Eukaryota; Metazoa; Rotifera; Eurotatoria; Philodinida; Philodinidae
Source: the annotation of a GenBank genome assembly